Parascedosporium putredinis is the source of this 306-nucleotide messenger RNA. NCBI's taxonomy places the organism in Eukaryota, Fungi, Ascomycota, Sordariomycetes, Microascales, Microascaceae. The record is from the annotation of a GenBank genome assembly.
AUGGUCAAGGCUUCCAUCGUCGGCGCCAUGGUCCUCGCCGGCCUGGCCUCCGCUCAGCAGGCCGUCUGGGGACAGUGCGGUGGCAUCAACUGGACUGGUCCUACCACCUGUGCUGCUGGCUCCUACUGCAUCCACUACAAUGACUGGUACUUCCAGUGCAUUCCUGGCAACGACCCCAACGCCCCCUCCUCCACCACCCUCAAGACCAGCACCACUGCUCCUCCCAAGUCGAGCAGCACCACCGCUCCCCUUCGACGACCACCACCACCACCCGUCCCCGACCAGCACCUCCUCCGCCCCCGGUGA